This is a messenger RNA of Limulus polyphemus (Atlantic horseshoe crab), 4653 nucleotides long. RefSeq names its product UPF0687 protein C20orf27 homolog. The record is from RefSeq and is a predicted model, not a curated record. The coding region runs from base 179 to 700 and encodes 173 amino acids. NCBI's taxonomy places the organism in Eukaryota, Metazoa, Arthropoda, Merostomata, Xiphosura, Limulidae. The transcript has 6 exons.
CUAGACAAUAAACUUAUGUCAUAGCCUAGUAGUAGUAGUACUAGUGGUAUGUAAGCUUCACUAUGGUGCUCAUAUUCUAUAAAUUAUGCAGGUCAUAAUUUCUGAUAAUACUUUCAAGUGUUUGUCCAUAUCUGCCUUAUUUCUAUUCUAAUGUGUUUUGGUGAUCAUCUAAAAUAUCAUGGAAAUUGAAGAUUUUCAUCAGCAUGAAGUUGAUCACCAUAGAGUUCAUUUUAAUGAGGCAUCGGAUACUUUUGGCCAUGAUGCAGAUAUCGUUGUUCAUCCCAUGAAUGAUUCACAUAUUAACAUCCAUGUGGGUUUUUUACAGAUUUACCAUAGAUACGAAAUAUCCUUUGUGUUUCACAGUAGAGAGACAAUUGGACCACUUGCUGUAAGUAACCAGAAUCCUCCAAAUCUGAACUUGAGAGUCACUAAACUACAUUCAAUGAAUGGAAAGCAUGAUAAAUCAGAAAAACCAUAUCAAAUCACCUUGGAAUUCUUUGCAUACAAGGAGAAAUUAAUACGUGAACAAAUAGUGUUAGAAGCUUGUGACAGUUCAAGCUUCACUGUAACACUUCUAAUUCAUGCGCAAGUUCUUGGUAAAGGCAAAGGGACCCCAUUUUUGAAGAAUGAUGUCCAUUGCAUUGGUCAUGAAUUGGUUAAAGAAGGAUCAGAACACAGUGAUUGGCAAGGGUUUGACUGAUGGUUUAGUUAUGUCAAUGAACUGUUAAUGUAUGUAUUGGUUACAUAUGAUAACUAAAGAAAAUAAUAUGAGCUUAUUUAGGGAUAUUUAUAGCUAGCAUGGCUGUGUAGUCAGGAACUUUUAGAAAAGAAAAAGGAGUGUGCUGUUUGUUUCUGCCAUUUUGUCCCUUUUUGGAAAUAAUUCAAAUUAUCCCUAACAAGGGACUAGAUUUUGCAUUGGAUUCCAAAGCUCCUUGAUUAUUUUAAGUUGUAUUUAAAAAUUGAAGCAAAGCGUGCAUUAUGUUUCUUUAUUUCAUAAAACUAAAAUAAUGGAAUUCAUAAUGUGCUACAGUACUGUUGCAUGUAUGAUACAGUACAACAAAUCUAGUUGGAUUACCUUCAGAGUACAAAAACCUUAUCACAGAAAACUGACUUUUCUUGAGUUUAAUCUUUCAUAGUUUCUGAUUAGGCAGUGUAUGACUCAUCACAUUCAAGUAUAUUUAACUUGUAGAUGACUAGUCCUAUUUGUCAAGACAUUCAUUUUAUACUUUUCAUGUACUCAUCUUCUUUAAUCAUUGAAAAACUCAAAACAUUAGUUAUGCAUCAGUGAACCCUAUAGUGUGAUAAGUUCUGGGUUCCAUCGUGUGUGUGUGUAGAAUAAAAUCAGAAAACCAGAGUACUAAAUGAGCAAUUUUGUCCCCAUAGCAGGAGCCAUCAUACUUAUACCUCACUUGUGAGUGCCAUGGAAGCCAUUUUCAUCAUAUUUCUUCUGCUCGCCACUUUACACUCAGGGCAGGUGCACUGCUCUCCCUGCCCUAGUUAUGGCCUUGCAAAAACUUACAGGAUGUUAAAUAGAAUCAAAAUUGUUGUUUUUCUUUUUUUAUUGAAUAAUAUUUUUAGAAGUAUUUGCAUUUUGGCCAAUUUUGAGUAAGAAAUGUUAAUACUUAAAAUGUUACAUGUAAUUGUGCAAAGCUCUAAUCACAACAUACAGAUAAAUUAUAACCAAAACUACAUAUACUGUUGAAAAAAUGGAAAUUUAGAGUUAGAAAUUUGAUAAUUCAGCUUCUUGAUGAAGGACAUGGUAGAUUAUUGAAUGCUUUGCACAGUUUUAUACUUCUCAAUUACUUGCUAUUCAUUGUUGUACUCUGGUGGCUACCAGCUGCUGCAUUACUAAACUUUACAGGUGUAACUAAUUGAACUGUUUAGCCAUCAUGACUGAAAAGUCAAAGGUUUGGUAUAGUUGUGCUAUGGCUCACAUGAUUUACAUAGUAUAGUAUAAAAUGCUUUUGAAGACUACCUGCCCCCCUGCCAUCCAGUCAAAGAAACAAAGUGUUCAGGAUUUAUUUUCAUAUUAUCAACAAAAUUAUGUAAAUCUUCAUUCUGUAAAAAUCCAUACAGUUCUUAUUUUCUUUAGACAAAGUGUGAUGACUAAGUAAGAUAUUUUUAAUAAUAGGUCUAGGUAAUAUUUUUUCUGCUGUUAAAAUCUCAAACAAUUUUAUGUUAAAAGAAACAUCAAAAUGUAAGUGAACUGAGUUAGGACAAGUUAGAAAAAUGAAUCAGUUUAGUUCUUUUCCAGCAUCCAUGAAAACCUUGUGUAGACAACAUAACAUACUUGAUGGUUUAAAAUUAACCAUGGGUAAACAUUAUGCUUUAGUAAUCAUGAUUCUGUAAGAUUCUGUUCUCAGAGUUAAGUUUUUCCAGCCCCAAGUUGAUUGUAAGAGAAGAGAGAGAGUGUGUCACUUAAGCUAUAGUUUAACAUUACCAGAGUAACAUACAUAAAAAUUGGGUUUAGCUUUUCAGACAUACUAUUUUUAUAUUUAUCAGAUCGUUUUUAAACAUUUUUUAAUGUUAAUCAUCAGUGACAUUCAUUUAGUUGUUUGAUAUGUGUGUGUGUGUGUAUAUAAAGUAAUCUUUAUCUCUGAAUAGUAGCUGCAGUGAUAACUGCUUGUUACUGCUCAAUUUUAUCACAUCUUCAAAAUGUUGACACUUUUCAUGGUAUUUAAUGAAAUGAGCAUAUUUUUAAAUGUAACCUUUACAAUGACAUGCCAAAUUAUUUUUUACAAUGUUUCAACGAAACAAGACAAAGAAUGAAGGUGCCUCAAAACAUAGUUUUAAAAUCUUGAUAACAAAAACAAUCUCAAGAAAUUAUUAGUCAGUUUUCUUUAUUCUGAAUAAGAAUAAGAAUGAAUAAGAAUAUUGAAUAUGAAUAAGAAUAUUGGUCAAGAAUGCAUUCAUUUUAUUUUAAAAUAGAAUUGAAGUAGAUAUUUAUCUCUAGAUGCUUAUUGAAUUAUAACAUUCUAGUUUGUGCUAAAGUAAGAGAUAAAAAUAAAAUUCUAAGUAAAACUUUGGUAUUAGAAUAUGGUCAGUAAGUAAUUGUUAUGUGCAUUUUUUUUUAAUAAUUGAGGUAGAUAAAAUACUUUCUUGACUUAGUGUUGGAUUAAAUUUUUUCUUCUGGCUUAAACUGGGGUCUGAAAAUUUGGUUACUUUAUCAUUUUAUUUAUUUUCAGAUGAAAAACUGGUUUAUUUUAUUUCCCUGUUUUUCACAACAUGUUCACAUAUUUCAUGCAUUUAGUCUGUUACUUAAAUGUACAUGUAACUAUGAUGUGGUAUUCUUAGCUCAUGUUAAGAAACUGAUAAAAGCCAAUUUUAAACUUUAGUGAGAAAUGCAACAAAGUUACUGCAAUUGUACAAGGUGAGCAAGAAAAUUAACUUAAGUUUCUUAAUACCAGUGAGUAAUAUAAGAAUCCAUAUGAAAGUUGCAUACAGUACUAUAGGACCAGUAAAGUAAGAUUUGAAAAAGGAGUAAAUCUUAUUGCGAUAUAAUACCACACAUAUGCCAGUCACCAGAUCAUACUUUGUCAUCAUAAGGCAUUAUAUAACAUGAAAAAUUGAUACAAAAUUAUACUUCUGUUCUCUCAUAUGAGACAUUUAAACUAUGUAAGUGUGAACCAUUUACCUUCAUAAUUCAUGCCAAAUCUGAUCAUUAGGUACUCACAAAAACAUCUAAAAAUUAAUCUUGCAACAAACCAUUUAAUUAACUUUUAGCUCACUUUGUAUUUAGAAAAUCAGUAUUUAAUAUCCUUAUCCUGGCUGUUUUUCUAAACCCAGUUGUUAUUGUGACUAGUAGAUUGUGUUGUAAAAACUGUAUAUAUAAUAUUUCUGUGGUAUCUAAACAGUAAAUAAUUUGUAUACUGUGAUUUUGUUCAUCUAAAGAAAAAGCAACUUUACACAAAGAACCACCUUUUUCAGAGCCAAUUGUAAGAUUCUCUUAGGUAGGGUUGAACUGGGAAUAAGAAACUGACUAGCAUAAGACAAAUGUCUUUGGUAUGCUGUAAAUCCAUAUAAACUGAUUUGCAGCUACCAAAAUAAGAUUCAGUAGUUCUACAGUAUGCAAUGUUAUAUAUAAAGGAAUAUUUUUCAACAUUGUUAACACAGUUUCUUUUCUAACUUUCAAUCAUGGUAGGUUGUUUCUUCUGUGUGAGAAUUUAAAUAUUCUUAGUCAUACUUUCACAUUAAAGAGUAAUUUGAAGUUUACAUUAAUCAAGUUAAUAGUCACAAGUGUUUUAACUAGCGGGUAGGUUGUUACUUAGUACAGAUAUACUAUUCAUAAUUUAAUCCAUUGGAAAUGUACAAAAAUAUUGACUUAGACUUGUAGAUAUAAAAAAAAAGUGAAGUUUUGGGGCAGGUGUUUCACCACUACCAUCUAUAUUUUUAUAACUUGGAAAAACUGAAUUUCAAAAUUUCCACUCAUGUUUUUCUAUAUUCAGAUCAUGAUUUAGAUAUUGUUAUUUGAUACUAUAAAGAAUGUAUUAGUUUGUAUAAUAGCAGAUUUUUUUGGCUUGGGUAAAUUAUUGAAAUUUACCAUUCUUCCACUUUGAUGAAUUAAUGUUUUUUUUUUUAGAAUUUUGUUGACAUUUUAAUAUUCAGUCUGCUCACUGAUAUAUUUACCAUCUUAAUAAAGACCUUGCACUUAAA